UUCUUGCGGGACUGCUUGGGAAAAGAGGCUAGCGGUGGGGGUGUCGGCGACAGAGGAGGCGAUUGGUGGCCGGGAUGCAGAGGGCCCGAGGCAGAGAAGCUAGGACGCUUACAAUCGGGCCAGCGGGUGGUCGUGCGGGAGCCAGGGACGUCGGCCAACUUCCCCGGAGCAGGGUCUCGGUCCAGCCGGGGCUGGCUACCGAGCCUUCGCCGCCGAGGCUCUGACUCCGGGCAGCGCCAGCUUGCUUCCGGCGCUUGCUCGGAAAGUUUGGUCGGAACUGAACCCUUAAAAGCGGGUCCGCCUCCCGCCCUCGCGCCCGCCCGCCUGGGGCUGAGUCGCUAGCUGCGGUGGGCGGCAGAGCGACCGGGAGUUUCCUCUCACGCUGGAUGGAGCUGAACUUUGAGUGGCCAGAAGAGAGCGGUCGCCCAGGAAUCGCUGCACGCUGAGCUCUCCCAGCGAGACCCAGCGGCGGCUUUGGAUUUGGGGGGGCGGGGACCAGCUGCGCGCCGGCACCAUGUUUCUGGCCACUCUGUACUUCGCGCUGCCACUCCUGGAUUUGCUGCUGUCUGCCGAGGUGAGUGGUGGGGACCGCUUGGACUGCGUGAAAGCCAGUGAUCAGUGCCUGAAGGAACAGAGCUGCAGCACCAAGUACCGCACUCUGAGGCAGUGUGUGGCAGGCAAGGAAACCAACUUCAGCCUGGCAUCUGGUCUCGAGGCCAAGGAUGAGUGCCGCAACGCCAUGGAGGCCCUGAAGCAAAAGUCUCUCUACAACUGCCGCUGCAAGCGGGGCAUGAAGAAAGAGAAGAAUUGUCUGCGCAUCUACUGGAGCAUGUAUCAGAGCUUGCAGGGAAAUGAUCUACUGGAAGAUUCCCCGUAUGAGCCAGUUAACAGCAGGUUGUCAGAUAUAUUCCGGGCAGUCCCGUUCAUAUCAGAUGUUUUCCAGCAAGUGGAGCACAUUUCCAAAGGGAACAACUGCCUAGAUGCAGCCAAGGCCUGCAACCUGGAUGAUACCUGCAAGAAGUACAGGUCUGCCUACAUCACCCCGUGUACCACCAGCAUGUCCAAUGAAGUCUGCAACCGCCGCAAGUGCCACAAGGCCCUCAGGCAGUUCUUUGACAAGGUCCCGGCCAAGCACAGCUACGGAAUGCUCUUCUGCUCCUGCAGAGACAUUGCCUGCACCGAGCGGCGGCGACAGACUAUCGUUCCUGUGUGCUCCUAUGAAGAAAGAGACAAGCCCAACUGCCUGAAUCUGCAGGACUCCUGCAAGACAAACUACAUCUGCAGAUCUCGCCUUGCAGAUUUUUUUACCAACUGCCAGCCUGAGUCAAGGUCUGUUAGCAACUGUCUCAAGGAGAACUAUGCAGACUGCCUCCUGGCCUACUCAGGACUGAUUGGCACGGUCAUGACCCCCAACUACAUCGACUCCAGUAGCCUCAGCGUGGCCCCAUGGUGUGACUGCAGUAACAGUGGCAAUGAUCUGGAGGAGUGCUUGAAGUUCCUGAAUUUUUUUAAGGACAAUACAUGUCUCAAAAACGCAAUUCAAGCCUUUGGCAAUGGCUCAGAUGUGACCAUGUGGCAGCCAGCCCUCCCAGUACAGACCACCACUGCCACCACUACCACUGCCUUCCGAGUCAAGAACAAGCCUCUAGGGCCAGCAGGGUCUGAGAAUGAAAUCCCCACACACGUUUUGCCACCUUGUGCAAAUCUGCAGGCACAGAAGCUGAAAUCCAAUGUAUCGGGCAGUCCACAUCUCUGUCUUUCUGAUCAUGAUUACGAAAAGGAUGGUCUCGCUGAUGCCUCCAGCCACAUAACCACAAAAUCAAUGGCUGCUCCUCCCAGUUGCGGUCUGAGCUCACUGCCAGUGCUGGUGGUUACCACUCUGGCCACCCUAUUAUCUGUAUCCUUGGCAGAAACAUUGUAGCUGCAUUCAGAAAAUAUGGAAAGACAAGAGAGAGAAACAACCAACCAAGUAACCUGUUUCCUAUCCUCUUGUAUAUCUGAAAAUCCAGUUUUAAAAGCUCGGUUGAGAAGCAGUUUCAUCCAACUGGAACUCCUUUGUUGUUUUUAAGGAAGCUUCUUGUGACCUUGGGGGACUUCUGUGGAAGAACGGAUACAGGGCUAAUUCCAAACUCAGAAGGCUCUGUGGCAUGGUGUGGGUUAAGGGGACCAUUUGUAAACUGACUGUAAAGCAGGCUGAGGCUAUGGUUUUGAAGAUUAUGGUUAUGGUGGUGGUGGUGAUGGUGAUGAUGAUAAUAAUGAUGAUGAUUUUAACAACUUAAACUGUUCUCUUUGCUGGAUAGAACAGGAGAUAUUAUUGGUAAAGAUUAUUCCAUAUUUUGUUGAAUGGCUUUGAAUUCUAAUGACAUGACUACAGCCUAGUGUAGAUGGCAAAUGAAGGUCAGCCCCAAGAGUGGACUUUUUGGACUCCAUCUUGUACUAAUGUUCACCUUUCUAGGUACAUUCUUCACAGAGUAUUUGUGUACUAUCGACAAUUCUGUGACCCUCAAUGAAACAAAAAGCCCUGGUCACAUCUAAAUGUAGCACCUGUCAUUCAGUCCAGCAGAACAGAGUGGCUGUGGCCCUCACACAGUGCCUGGCUCGUUGACUGACACUCUGCUAUGCCUUUCCUGAGUGAGAAGCCCUUAAACUUAACAGGAGCCAGAUAUAGCUGAAGUGCAACUAUUAAUGCUUUUUACACUUACAAGGUCACAUGUAGAAAAGUGUUCCUUUACUAUUCAGUGAUUCCAGCUGUUGGCUUUCUACAUUUUGAAAGUAAUGAUACUACCCUCAUUUUUUUUACUGAUGGUUUAAUACAGAUACAUGUGCUGUGUUUUCCUCUCAUAAUUAGUAGUAGCUCCAAUAUUGACUUCACUGAUACGGCUCUCAAAAGCAGACCCCCAAGAAUCCCCCAUGCUUAGCAGAAAGCUGCAUCCCAUUACUGUGGGCAAGCAGGAGAAAGCUGAGCAGCCAGCCCAUGUCUUUCUCUGUCUUGAAAAACAAGGCUGCAUACAUGUGAAGAACGGGUCAAUUCUUGUAAGGGAUGCCACAGUUAGAUGGUAUGACUGGCACUCGACACAGCCCCAGCACCUUGGUUUUCAUGUUAUCUGACAAAGACAGCUUUGAUUGGGACUGGGCACAAGGGAUGCGACGGAGGUGUGCUACCCUCUCUUUCAGAGUUGAUCCCUGCUAGUGUACACGGAAGUGUCUUUGCUCCUGACUGCAGUGUCAUGGCCACCAUUCAGAGCAGUUCAGUCUCAAGGUCAUCAAGCAUCUCUGGUAUCUGACUCUAUGGCCUUCAGCAUGGACUGUGUCCCUGCAAAGUGGAAUGGUGGUUUAUGAAUCUUGAGGGCUAACAUGGAGUCUGGAAAGGUGAAUUGGUUGGCAAAGAUACACAGAACAGGAUAGGAUUCUCCCAGUGAGACAUCUGGCUUACAUAGCCAUUUUUCCUGGAGUCUCCUUCCUCACUUAAGCAGACCCUUAGGUGUGUAUCUAAAGUCUGCUUUAGACAGUCAGGUUCAGAAUCUGCAGAUGAUUGCAUACUGGCAACUAUGUUUUCCCAGAAGUGAAUGAAGGAAGGAAAGUCUUCCCUUCAUGGAGCCCUGAAAAUAUGAUCUUGCUUCCCACCCUCAGAAAGAUGGAGGAGGGAGCCCUAAUGCACAUAAUCUCCUGGUACCUGCUCCCUGCUCUCUGAGGUUUGCUUUGGAUGAAUAGCAGUUCAGCUGAGAAAGGGAAGAAAUCUAUGAAAGCCAAGAGAUAGACCUGGUUUUCAGCUCUUCUGGUGUUUGAAGUACAUUUAUAUCCAAAUGCUAAUGAAUACCAACGUAAAAUACUCAGUAGCAACAUUUUUUUUCAUGUCAAAAUAUUUCAAGGGGAAUGCAUCCAACAUCUAAGUGUACCUGAUCAGUGGGAAGUUCCAUGAAGACUCAUACGUACAGUGAAUAAAUACCUUGAAUGUGUCAAAACAUUUAGAAUGCCAGUCAUGUAUGGGAGCAUAUCUCUUACGGAGCAUAUUUUGUUUUAAUUAAGGUAUCUCCAUGUAUCUACACUGGACUAAUUGCAUAUGGGUCUGAUUGGAUGUGAUCCACCUUAGUAAACUAUCGAUUACCGAUGCAGUAUACUGCAGUUCUAAUUAGCUUCAGAGGACUAUAGAGGAAACCGGAGCCCUGUGCUAACAAGGGCAGCCUUCAGCCAAGCACCCAUAGAUAUGCAACAUGGAAAUUAAACUUUGAAAAGCUCUGUCACCAACAAAAAUCUCAUUUUCUUUUGGAAUAAAAGCAUAUUAGAGUUACCAGAUCUUUAAUUUGAAAACAAGUUGCUGAUAAGAUAAGCAGUGGGCAGGGCCUCAUUUAGGGACUACACAGUAGGGAGACAGUCAGAAACCUAGACGGAGUAAGUGGUCCUGUCAUUCAUGAUCUCAACUUGACGUGUGAGCUUGACAAAAUGAUUUGUCUGGAGACUGGAACAGGAAACGUGGCAGUCUACUCACCUGACUUUCUCCUGGAGCACUGACAAGAGCAGUUGGCGACUUUGUGUCCCACUGCUCUCCCUUUGCACAGACCCAGGUUUGGUCCACUAGAGUUGGAUUCCUUGCAGAAAGUCCUGCAUGGAAGUUAAUUUUGCCAUCAUAACGGACAGGUUUGUCCACACACUGAUUCAGACUGUAGCCCUGCCAUACUUCAGAAAGAGACAGAAGGCAACAGAGCUACAUGGAACAGAAACACUUGUUCAGUUUGACCUUGGAGGUCCUUGAACAGAUCGUGUUUCAAGUCUUUAGGAGAGCACAGCAGGGGAGAUGUGCACAGGGAGAGGAUUCGGCAUGGAAUGCUGCCUGUUUAUUUUUUCACAUUUUUUUUUUCAAAUCUCUGAUAGAAAAAAAAGUAAAUGUUGAAAUUGUAUAGGUUAUUUUUCAUCAAGUAAAGCAAAUUGUAUGUAGAUGUAACUGGAGGGUGUUUUCCAUUUUGUUUUUAAGACAGUUUCAUAUCUUGUGGUUAAACAGAAAUGUCUUAGAAGUUAUACCUUCAAGUUCAUCCCAAUACAGUACAGGGACUCUCCAGAGUGCCAGAGUUUAAUGUUUGGGUUGGUAGGGGCUUGUCUCUAUCUUGCCUGUACCCUGUGCUCCAUGGAUGCAGAUGGUUCGUUCCCAACUAUACUAUAUUUCCCAUGAGCCUUCUUGUCUGUAAGUCAGACACUCCCAAACAACCCAUCUGCUGAGUCAGAGAAGUGAGAGAGGGUGGAAAUGUGCUUGAACCAGUGUAUAGUUAGGGACAGAGAUGCAAAAGCAGUGGGGAUUUAUAAAAUUAGUAAUUAUCUUUAGAUUCCAACGAGAAUGUACUUCAGUUAUUACUUACAAAAUAAUAGACUCAGAGGA
This is a messenger RNA of Onychomys torridus (southern grasshopper mouse), 5368 nucleotides long. RefSeq names its product GDNF family receptor alpha 1 (gene Gfra1). Gene Ontology annotation, cellular component: signaling receptor complex; external side of plasma membrane. The record is from RefSeq and is a predicted model, not a curated record. Gene Ontology annotation, biological process: nervous system development. The coding region runs from base 515 to 1921 and encodes 468 amino acids. NCBI's taxonomy places the organism in Eukaryota, Metazoa, Chordata, Mammalia, Rodentia, Cricetidae. The transcript is spliced from 11 exons. Gene Ontology annotation, molecular function: signaling receptor activity.